GUAGUUUAACCUUUGAUUGAAACAACACUGCAUCUUGCUUAGUUUGUCAUUGGUUUAACCAAAAAUACUUUAAGGUUUGAGACAUGUUGGAAACACCUGUCACAUUCUCACACCUAAAAUAACCUUUAUAAUAGACAGUUUAUAUAAUGCCUGUUUAUCAGCAUGUUCUUACGCAAAUAGUAGCGCGUAUUUGUGCAUAUAAGAUACAGUAGCAUACAAAACCACCCAAAGUGAACAGAAAAUAGUCAGUUGCCUCUGUCCUUAUGAAUUCUCGCUGGGGAUUAUUUGUUUCCUUGCUGAUGGUUUCAGCCAGUUGCCGUACUGAUGGUAAGUAAUAGAUUUAAUGCUCAAUCAUGUUAUUCUGGUGAAUAGUGAUAUCAAUCUGAAAAAAAACCCCACCACAAAAUAGUUAAUACGACAUGUAUUAUAUUCUAAAUCUUUGUUUUGUGUGAGGAAUGUGGCUGGGUUGUUAAUACAGAGUAAGUAUAUGAAUUUCAGAUAUUUAAUGAUGUUACUUAAUAAUACUGUGGUUGACUUAAAAUUAGAGAUGCACCUUUAGAAAAUUUCUCCACCAAUACCGUUAGCCGAUUAUUCAAAGUGAUGUCUGCCGAUUCUGAAGAUUAAAUGAAUAUUUUUUAACUUUCUGAAUGUCAUUAAUUCAUAUAAUGACUAUUAUUGAACAUCAAACUGGUGAUGUUUCUUAACAUUUUCUAUAUACAUUUAUUUAAUUUUCCUGUCCUCUUUUGAUUGACAGUACAUAUCGGCCCUGAUCAUCGGCUGUUUUUAAGAUGUCGGCAAACAGACAAUAGUGUGAAAAAAUGCUUUUAUCAGCCGAUACCUGUUAUUGGCCGAUAUAUCGGUGCAUCUCUACUUAAAAUUUGUACUGUUUUGAAUUUCUUUAUCCUUUUUGUACAUCUUGCAUUAGCCACCAUCACAAGGAACAUGAAUGGCUUCAUCAAAGCUGUCGAGAGUAUUGAAAAUGAGAAUCCUGGGCUUUCAAUGCUUGAAGUGGUGAAGGGUAUCCGCAAGACUGUUGGCUUCCAAACCAACUUGAUCGAGAACUACCUUGGUGAUGAAAGCGAUGCACAUAACCUUGCAAUGAAACCAUCAGUCGCUGCAUACGUUUCCGAGGUCGUUCAUCACAAGGUAUCAAAGUUUGGUGAAGAGGAAGGUGUGGUUCUCACCUUAGAUGGUUCAAAUGUUGCUUUAGCCCCAAUGCUACUGGGACUUGAAGCUGGUCUACAAUCCACCACCAAAAAUCUGAUCCCAGGCUUGUACCCCUUGACCUUGACUGAGAACCUGGCUGCUUCUUUUCUACAUCACGCCCAAAAUGAGCAAACCAGUGUUCCUCUGGGCAGUAAGGGUUUCUGGGAUAGCAUUAAAUCCCCGAAGGUGUACACACUCUCCGGUUUGCCUUCCUUGGCCACCGACGCUUUGUUAACUGGAGGCAUAGAUGGGACCAUUCUCGGGUCAGAAGUUGCCAAAUUUAACCAUCUUGAGAUAUCACUAAGCAACUUGUUGAAGAGUUACUACAGUCACAAGUUAGACCUUGCUGGACUGGACACCGCACCCCGUCUGAUUAGCCAAAAGCGAAGGAUAAACUUCAGAACGCUUCUCCGCUUCUCUUCGCUUAAAAACCAAGUAGCGGAUGCAUUAACUAAUCAUCUGGGAUUUUACAAAAACUCGGACAGGAAGACACUGGAUGCUGUCAUGCAUGAGGGCUUUGAGAAAUUUGCCUAUUUGUAUGCAGUCUGUCCCAACAUCAUUAUGAGGUCUCAGUGGGGUGCAGCAGCGUACAUCGGAUCCCCUACCUACCUGUCUCUCCCUGUUCCCUACCUGUUCAUCCACCACACGUACGAACCCUCCAAACCUUGCAUCACCUUCGAGCAAUGCGCUAGCGAUAUGCGCUCGAUGCAGAAGUUUCACCAGCAAACCAAUGGAUGGGAUGAUAUUGGAUACAGUUUUGUUGCAGGUUCUGAUGGAAACCUGUACGAAGGUCGCGGCUGGAAUUGGGUUGGUGCCCACACCAAAGGGUACAACUCCAAAGGCUACGGCGUCUCUUUCAUAGGCGAUUAUACUUCCAGCCUCCCGGUAAAAAGUGCCAUGGAUAUGGUGAGAUACGACUUCACAAAGUGCGCUGUGGACGCAGGAGGACUGAGCUCUUCUUAUUCCUUAUAUGGGCACAGGCAAGCUGUAAGCACAGAAUGCCCGGGAAACACCCUGUAUCAGGAAAUCCAGAGCUGGGAGCAUUACAAGAGCUACUUACCUUGAUGACCCAAUCAAAGGGCAACAGUGAUUGGUUACUAGCAGUGUUGGGUAUAACUAGUUACUAAGUAAUUAGUUACUGUAAUUUAAUUACUUUCCCCUUGAAAAAGUAAAGUAAGGGAUUACUCUUAUUUUUCUGUAAUUUAAUUACAGUUACUUCUGAUGUAAUUAAACUAAAUCCUUUGUGUAAUAUGUGUGUGCAAUAGUGGAACUGACAUCAAAAUUCAAAGUCUAACUUUAAAAUCCUUGCUUUAAUGUAUAAUUCUCACAUUUGUAAUACUUUGGUCAGUUAAUAAUACUACUUUAUGUAGUUUAAUAUUAUUUAUUUGAAUGAAUUAAAUAAGCCGUUUCAUGUCUAUCCUUCAAUCACUUAACUAAUCGAGGUUGAUAUAGGAUAUAGAAAGUAAUUAGUAAUAAGUAACUAAAUACCUUUUGGAGAGAGUAAUUUGUACAGUAAUCUAACUGCACUAUUGAAUAUGUAAUUAGUAACUAGUAAUUAAUUACUUUUUCAAAGUAACUUACCCAACACUGGUUACGAGCAAGAUAAUCAUUAUAUAUGUGUACUGAGGACAUACAUGUAUCGCUCGCUCAUAAUA
This is a messenger RNA of Triplophysa rosa, 2861 nucleotides long. RefSeq names its product peptidoglycan recognition protein 6 (gene pglyrp6). Bases 943 to 2271 code for a protein of 442 amino acids. Gene Ontology annotation, biological process: detection of bacterium; defense response to Gram-positive bacterium; peptidoglycan catabolic process. The transcript has 4 exons. Gene Ontology annotation, molecular function: peptidoglycan binding; N-acetylmuramoyl-L-alanine amidase activity; zinc ion binding. The record is from RefSeq and is a predicted model, not a curated record. Lineage: Eukaryota; Metazoa; Chordata; Actinopteri; Cypriniformes; Nemacheilidae.